Molecule: messenger RNA, 549 nt
Organism: Prunus armeniaca (apricot)
Lineage: Eukaryota; Viridiplantae; Streptophyta; Magnoliopsida; Rosales; Rosaceae
Source: the annotation of a GenBank genome assembly
AUGACCAAUACAAAAUUUGUAGAAACUGCUGAAGCUCAUUUCCGCCUCAAUAUUGACCCAAAAUAUAAUGACCAACAGCUAAGGGCAACUGUAAACCUGCCCAAGGGAACUGGACAGACUGUUAAAGUGGCUGUUCUUACUCAAGGUGAAAGGUUUGAUGAAGCAAAAAAUGCUGGAGCAGAUUUGGUUGGUGGAGAUGAUUUGAUACAACAGAUAAAAGAAGGAUUCAUGGAAUUUGACAAGUUAAUUGCUUCACCAGAUAUGAUGCCCAAGGUCGCUAGCCUAGGAAAGAUUCUAGGACCACGAGGGCUCAUGCCAAAUCCGAAAGCUGGUACUGUCACUCCUAAUAUACCUCAGGCCAUAGCAGAAUUCAAGCAGGGGAAAGUUGAAUACAGAGCAGAUAAAACUGGUAUAAAAUCGGUAGAAACAAAUAAGCCACCAGGUGCGAAAGGUGUUUACUGGAAAAGUGCACAUAUUUGCUCAUCAAUGGGUCCUUCGAUUCGGUUAAAUAUAAGGGAGAUGCUUGAUUUCAAGCUUCCAACAAAUUGA